This is a messenger RNA of Trifolium pratense (red clover), 1220 nucleotides long. RefSeq names its product putative F-box/LRR-repeat protein 23. The transcript has 2 exons. The record is from RefSeq and is a predicted model, not a curated record. Bases 54 to 812 code for a protein of 252 amino acids. Gene Ontology annotation, molecular function: protein binding. NCBI's taxonomy places the organism in Eukaryota, Viridiplantae, Streptophyta, Magnoliopsida, Fabales, Fabaceae.
UGAAACAUGAUAUCACAACAACAAACCCUAACUGGCGUGAACUUCCCAGAGACAUGACAUCAAACAUUCUCCAAAGGCUCGGUGCUGUUGAAAUUCUGACGAACGUUCGCAAUGUGUGUCCUUAUUGGUGGAACAUUUGCAAAGAUCCUUCCCUGUGGCGCAAUAUUGACAUGGGAACUUUUCAUCUUUACUUUGAAUAUUCUGUUCGUGGGGCUCCUGAUUUUGAUCGUUUGGUCAAGAUCUGUCAACAUGCUGUUGACCUAAGUUGUGGUCAUUUGGAAAAAAUUCAUAUUUACAGAUUUGGUACUGAUGAUCUUCUUCAUUACAUUGCUGAUAGGGCAAGUAACUUAAGGAGCAUACAUCUCUAUUCAUGCAUUAGAAUUUCUGAUGAAGGAUUGUGUGAAGUUGCGAAGAAGUUUCCAUUUUUAGAAGAGGUUGACAUUUCAAAUGGCUUCCAAUCUCCGAAAUCUCUUGAGGUUAUCGGCCAAAGUUGCCCUCUUUUGAAAUCGCUAACAUAUUAUGGAAUGUCAUAUUUCACAUGGGAUCAUGCAGCAUUUGUUAUUGCAAACACAAUGCCUGGUCUACGCCAUCUUGAUAUUCAUGGAAACCGUCUCACCGAUGUUGGACUGAUUGCUAUUCUUGAUGGAUGCCCUCUUCUUGAAUCUCUUGACAUUAGAGGAUGUUCUAAUUUGGAAUUCAGUGGAAACUUGUGGAAAAGGUUGCAUAAUCAGAUAAAAGAUUUAGAAAUUAAGGAGCACUCUAAUAAUUUUGAACUAGAGUAUGCAUAUUCAGAUUCAAAUUUCAAAUGGUAAUACUUAUUGGGAGAUUGUUGAAAGGUUUUCUGAUGAGGAUGAAGACGAGGACGAUGAUGAGGAUUAUGGUGCUUAAUUUGGAAGUCAAAGCAAAGUCUUAAACAAUGAAAUUGUUCUUAUUCAUUUUGAUUUUUAAGUAUCCUUGAAGAAGACACUUGGAGAUGUUAAUUUUGUUUUCAAGGAUUUUUGUGGAAGACAUUGGACAGCUUGGUCUUUUACUUUAAUGUAAUGCGCUUUUGAUUGGCCUAUGGUUAUUUGCAUGCUUUCUUAAUCUCGUAGUUCUUCUUUUUAUCGAUUUAUUUAGUGAAUGAUUCUGAAAGUAGUGUUUUAUUUCACCUCUCUUUGAUAAAGACUGAUGUUUAGUUCUUCUGCAAAUCAAAAGCAAUUUACAUUUUUGAGAAUGUUUGC